Messenger RNA from Chaetomium globosum CBS 148.51, 528 nucleotides. RefSeq lists its product as uncharacterized. NCBI's taxonomy places the organism in Eukaryota, Fungi, Ascomycota, Sordariomycetes, Sordariales, Chaetomiaceae. The transcript has 4 exons. The record is from RefSeq and is a predicted model, not a curated record. Bases 1 to 528 code for a protein of 175 amino acids.
AUGCGCCCAUUCUCCGUCGUUUCCCUUCUAGUUGCCACCACGGCAGCGAAGAAGGCCAUUCCAUCACUGUGGGAUAGCCAAUGUUUUUACCCCCAGGGUGAUCCCGGCUUCGAACUUGACUCGUAUCUUGGGCGCUGGUAUCAGGUCGCCGGCACUAUCGCCCCAUUCACUGCAGACUGCAAGUGCAUUUUUGCCGAGUAUGAGCUGAACGACAACGGCACCGUCCAGGUGAACAACACGUGCCAAGCUGGGAACAAGCCCGUCAGUAUCCUCGGAACUGCAACUCCUGCCGAUCCCGAGUACGGACCGGCCGGUGUUUUCCGCGUCCAGUUCCCCCGCGGAGGGCCACCGGACUGCCCUGGGCCCAACUACAUCGUGCAGGACUACAGCGUUGAGUUCGCCUUGGUUCAGUCCAACAACUUUACCACGCUCUUCAUUCUGAGCCGUCAGCAACAUCCCGAGGAGAAGCUGAUCGAUGUGUUACGAGAUUCCGCUGUUACGAUACGCGGCCUAUCGACGGUCCUGUAA